GGGGUUUUGUUUGAAAAACCUAAAAGGUUUACAAAAGCAGAUCAAGAACAAGAAGAAAUAACAUCUAGUUUUUCUCAAUUUCCAUAUAUGGAGUGCAGUUCUGGGAGAUCUGGUGAUGGAGAUAGUGGACUCAAAGAUGAUAAGAGAAGUGAGCAUAGUACUGGUGAUGAUCAUGAAAGUCAUCAUCAUAAAAAGGAGAUUAUUGCUGAGGAAGCACCCAUUGCUAGUACAGAAAGAUCAAUUGAGGCUGGUCCAAGCACAAUAUCCUCGCCCAAAAAUGAUAAGGUUGAUGAACAGCUUGAGACAACAAAAGCUCAAAUGGGUGAGGUGAGAGAAGAAAAUCAACGGUUAAAGAUGUGCUUGAACAAAAUAAUGACUGAAUACCGAGCACUGGAAAUGCAAUUUAACAAUAUGGUUAAGCAAGAAACAAAAAAGAACAAUGAUAAUAACCAUGAAGAAAUGAAUGCAGAAUCAGAUCUUGUUUCUCUCAGUCUUGGAAGAGUUCCUAGUAACAAUAUUCCAAAAAAUGAUCAAGAGAAAGUUAACAAAGUGUCUAAACUAGCAUUGAAUAAUGAUGAAGAAUUCAAUAAGGAAGAGUUGUCACUUGGAUUGGAAUGUAAAUUUGAAACAUCAAAAUCAGGUAGCACAACUGAAGGGUUACCAAAUAUUCCAAGUCCAGUGAAUAGUUCUGAAGUUGUUCCAAUAAAGAAUGAUGAAGUUGUGGAGACUUGGCCACCAAGUAAGACACUCAAUAAGACAAUGAGAGAUGCUGAGGAUGAAGUUGCUCAACAAACUCCUGCAAAGAAAGCUAGAGUUUGUGUUAGAGCAAGAUGUGACACCCCAACGAUGAAUGAUGGAUGCCAAUGGAGGAAGUAUGGACAAAAAAUUGCAAAGGGAAAUCCUUGCCCUCGAGCUUACUAUCGCUGCACAGUUGCACCAUCAUGUCCAGUUAGAAAACAGGUACAAAGAUGUGUUGAGGACAUGUCUAUUCUAAUCACAACAUACGAAGGGACACACAACCACAGCCUUCCACUUUCAGCAACAGCAAUGGCUUCCACAACUUCCGCGGCCGCAUCGAUGCUAUUAUCAGGUUCAUCAACCUCAAACUCUGGUUCAAUGCCAUCAGCACAAACCAACAAUAAUCUUCAUGGCCUAAACUUUUAUCUACCAGAUGGUACAAAAUCAAAUCAAUUAUACCUAUCCAACCCUGCACUAUCAUCUCAACAUUCACAUCCAACUAUCACUCUUGACCUCACUUCAAACCCAUCAAAUUCUUCAACAUCAUCACCCUUUGUUAGAUUCAAUUCAAGCUACAACAACAAUAACCAACUACCAAGAUACCCUUCUUCCACUCUUAGCUUUAGUUCUCCUGAAUCAAAUCCCAUGCAUUGGAAUAGCUUCCUCAACUAUGCUACUACUCAAAAUCAACCAUAUAGUAAUAAUAGGAACAAUAAUAACCUAAGCACUUUAAACUUUGGUAGACAAAACACAAUGGAAAGUAUAUACCAAACCUACAUGCAAAAAAACAACAAUAGUUCAAACAUUUCACAACAUGUAGGUUUACAAGAUAGUACUAUAUCUGCAGCAACAAAAGCUAUCACAGCAGAUCCAACUUUUCAAUCAGCUUUAGCUGCAGCACUUUCUUCGCUUAUCGGAAACACCACCAAUCAAGGGAAUCAAAAUCAAAGUGCAGGAGAAAAUUUGAGUCAGAAAAUGAAAUGGGCUGAGAUGUUUCAAGUUUCUUCUACUUCAUUGCCUUCAUCAAGUUCUAAAGUAAAUGGUUGUGCUUCAAGUUUCUUGAACAAAACGGCACCGGUGAACAAUACACAGAAUGGAAGUUUGAUGUUGUUGUCUCCUUCUUUGCCAUUUUCUGCAACUAAAAGUGCUUCUACAUCUCCUGGUGGUGAUAAUAGUGACAACACCAAUUAAUUGGUGAUUAUUUAUUUUAAUGUAGUUACUUAGGAAAUUCUAUACUUUCUUUUUUUGAUUGGAUUUAUGUAUGUAAUUAGAGAAUUGAAUUUUAGUGUAUUAUUCUGUAUCUUGUUUUAUUGAAAUAAUAUGUUUUGUUUUAUUUAUGGUA
Molecule: messenger RNA, 2080 nt
Organism: Medicago truncatula (barrel medic)
Lineage: Eukaryota; Viridiplantae; Streptophyta; Magnoliopsida; Fabales; Fabaceae
Product: WRKY transcription factor 72A
Exons: 5
Coding region: 88-1929 (613 amino acids)
Biological process (GO): regulation of DNA-templated transcription
Molecular function (GO): sequence-specific DNA binding; DNA-binding transcription factor activity
Source: RefSeq, a predicted model, not a curated record